Molecule: messenger RNA, 919 nt
Organism: Archocentrus centrarchus (flier cichlid)
Lineage: Eukaryota; Metazoa; Chordata; Actinopteri; Cichliformes; Cichlidae
Product: elongation of very long chain fatty acids protein 6-like
Exons: 5
Coding region: 107-919 (270 amino acids)
Biological process (GO): fatty acid elongation, monounsaturated fatty acid; very long-chain fatty acid biosynthetic process; sphingolipid biosynthetic process
Cellular component (GO): endoplasmic reticulum membrane; endoplasmic reticulum
Molecular function (GO): fatty acid elongase activity
Source: RefSeq, a predicted model, not a curated record
GCAUCGUGCUCCUAGGCUAGCUUGUCGGCUUGGAGUGCAUCUCAGUGACAGUGAGAAGCAGUUGAUAACCUCUAGAGACACCCACAAACUUCCAGAACGAAAGAACAUGAACGAAAGCGAGGUGAGCAGCUACCCGCUGACUGCGUACGACUUCGAGCGGCGGUUCGAUGAGAGGAGCGCGCUGCUGUGGAUGCAGGAGCACUGGACCAAGUCAUUUAUGUUCUGUGGCCUGUACGCUGCACUUGUAUUCACCGGUCAGCACUUCAUGAGGGAAAGGCAGAAACUGAACCUGCGUCGCCCGCUGGUGCUGUGGUCACUCAGCCUGGCCAUCUUCAGCAUUGUAGGAGCGGUCAGGACCGGAGCGUACAUGCUGCACGUCCUCACAAACAGCGGCUUUAGGCAGUCGGUGUGCGACAACACCUUCUACAGCGCUCCUGUCACCAAAUUCUGGGCCUACGCCUUUGCCCUCAGCAAGGCCCCCGAGCUGGGUGACACCUUGUUCAUCGUCCUGCGGAAGCAGCGCCUCAUCUUCCUGCACUGGUACCACCACAUCACCGUGCUGCUUUACUCCUGGUACACAUACAAGGACCAGGUGGCGGGCGGCGGCUGGUUCAUGACCAUGAACUAUGUGGUUCACUCUCUCAUGUACACGUACUACGCGGCCCGGGCAGCCGGCCUGCGGGUGCCUAGGCCCUGCGCCAUGAUCAUCACGGCCUUGCAGAUCCUGCAAAUGGUGAUGGGCCUGGCCAUCCAGGGCCUCGUGUACUGCUGGAUGCACGAGGUGCGCUGUCCGUCCAACGAGGACAACAUCAUGUGGGGCUCUCUCAUGUACCUCAGCUACUUGAUCCUCUUCGCCUCCUUCUUCUACAACACCUACCUCCAAGGCUCCCCCAGGGACAAAGGAUCCAAGGCAGAGUAG